Messenger RNA from Cinara cedri, 6735 nucleotides. Lineage: Eukaryota; Metazoa; Arthropoda; Insecta; Hemiptera; Aphididae. The record is from the annotation of a GenBank genome assembly.
CUUACUUAUCAGUUAUCACUAAUCCUUGAUCUUGUUCCUUGUCAUUCGUUUAUUACAUGUCAUCUAUAGGUUAUAUUCCAUAGCUUCUUCGCAUGUCUCGUUUUUGCUGAAGUUCAUGUUCAAUGCAUCUUACCAGCAUAACAUUAAUUUAGAUAUUGUUAUUGUAUCUAGCAACAUAUUUCAAGCCAUUCAAGUAAGUUACAUAUAAUCAAUAACAACUGUAAUUUAUUAAACAUUAUUAAGUGAUUAUUAUUUGCCAUGUUUAUUUUACCUAUAUAUAUUUUAUUGUAAAGAAGUUAAGCGUUUCAUUUUAGGUAAAAUAUUGAUUAUAUUAGUAUAUCAACUAAUAUUUAGUAACUUAUGUUAGAAUAUUGUGGUGAUAUUGUUUAUCAACUAAUAUUUUUUGUAAUUAUUAUUAAGGUAGUAGCUACCUAUUUAUUUAGUAUGAUGAUCUAUGUUAUUGUGUUACAAUUUAAACAAAAAUUUAACAGUUUGUUUUUUUUUUUUUACUAUUAACUAAUAUUUUUGUAAUUAUUAUUAAAGGUAGUAGCUACCUAUCUAUCUAGUAUAAUGAUUUAUGUUAUUGUGUUACAAUUUAAACAAAAAUUUAACAGUUUGAUUUUUUUUUUUUUUUACUAUUAAGCCAGGUUCACACAGUGAUACCCCAGUGACUUUACUUUAAUUAAACAUGUUUAAUAUUUCACUUAAUAUUGUUUAAUAUCUCAAUUUUGAAUACAUGUUAAAUCCCAAUCACAUCACUCGGGUAUCACUCAGUAGAUUGUCGGUGUAAUCUUGGUCUCAAAAAUUGGAAACGGGUAUUUUCUUUCUUUGUCAAACAUUUAUGUAAUGUAGAAAUUUACACCAAUUUUUUUUUUCUAUUAGCCAAAUCAACUUAGUGAACCGAUAAGAGUUUUUAAAACAGUUUUGAUAUUGCACAUAGUCCUGCAGGUUACUUUCUUCAAUUUAGUUUUAGUUUUUAUUAAUAUAUAAUUUACAUUGAUAUACCUAUCAUAUACCUAUACCAAUUUCCAUAUUUUUAGAAAUUAAUGACUGAAAUUUAAAUAAAGUGCUGGCUGAUCUUAUGUACACUUUAUGUUAAAUUCAAAAUUCUUAUCACUAUUGGUCAGAUUGAUGGACAAAAGAUUGAUCUAAAUUAUUAUUCUGUGUAUAUGUUUGACAAAAAAAGAAAAUAUCAGUUUCCAAUCUUCUAGUGGUAGGUAUUGCUGCAAUAAAUAUUACAGUAAUGAUAAAAUUCUACAAAACCAUCAGCAAAUUAUAUCAUAAUCGUACUAUCUACUGCAGCAAUACAUAGUAUAGUACAUAGGUACCUUUAUAUAUAUAUAUAUAAAAAAAAAAAAACAAUUAUUUUAGAAUUAAAAAUAAAAGCAGAUACCUACCAAAGCAACAAUAACAAAGCAAUCAUAUUCAUUGUACAAACUAAACAACUUUUAUUUUAAUAAUUGCUAUUAUAUAAUAUUCGAUUUAAUAAUCUUGAAUGCUCAAAAAUAUUAUUUAUUUACACUUGAAAUUUAAAUAUUAAUUUUGUUUCAAAUAUUGCCAUAGGUAUGUCUAUUAAUUAACAUUUUAUAAUAAAUUUAUUUUACUAUGAUCUUCGACAUGUUUUCUCUGAUAGCAUAAUUAUGUUUCUAAUUUUAAAAUAAUUUUUUUUUUUCUGAUUUAUUCUACAAUUAACUAAAUAGUUAUAAAUAAAUAACAAUAAUAGGUAACAUAUUUUUGUUUUUUUUUUUGUAGAUUCUAUGCAGUUAUUAAUUAUAUUAUUGUCUAUAACUGUAAUAUUUGCCUAAAUUAACUUAAUCUAUAUUCUAUAAAUAUAAAUUAUGAAAACAUCCAUUACAUUUUUCAUUUUUAAUUAGUGUAUACUGCAUACUCAUACGGUUUAAAAACAAAAUUAAAAAAUAUUUUAAAUUAUUAUUCAUAAAUUCUUAAAAAAUGUUGGACUUUUAUUAAUGUUUUAUUUUAUUUUUAUAAUUAAAUGUGGUUUUCUAUAAAAUGUAGGUACAAUUUUUGCUAGACUAAUAUACUUACUUUUCCAAAAUAAUUAUAUUUUGUUUUAAAUUUGUAAGGAUUUUAAGACAAUAAUAAGAAUAAAAAUGGUUGGGCAUGUGCAAAGACUGCACAUCCAUCAACAGCAUAUAAUUUAAAAUUUAAAUAACCAAAAUCAUUUUAUUGAUUGAUUGUAAACAAAAUGAAAGGGUUCUAUACACAAUUCAAUUAAUCAGAUUGUACUACUUUAUUUGAUACAAUCUCAUAAAUUAUUAUUAUAAUGUAUAUGGUAAUGUUGUAUGACAAGUUUGCCAUACAACAAACUUGUGGGGGUCCAUGUAAAAUAAGUUUGAUCAAUUUAAUAAUGAUGUUAUAUUCCUUGUUAUCAUAAGGCAUAUGUGAACUAAAACUGAUAAUAUCAAAAAUGGUUUCAUCCAUUCUUAAAAAACUUUAAAAGUCUCCAGGUUCAAAUCUAUAUCUAUUUUCUUAUUUUGUGGGCCACAGUAUAGUAAUCAAUUUGUACACGAUUUAUUUUAUAUUUUCUCUUCUUUUCAUUAAUAUUCAAUAAAAAUUCAAUGAUGAUAGUAAUACCUUUGGUUUUUUUUUUUUUUUUUUUGACAUGAAAGCAAUAAUAAAUGAAUACUUUAUUAAUUUGAUUAGUUACACUAGUAUUUGUUAGGUAUUUUAUACCUAUUCUAUAUCUAUUUAUCAGUAUUUUAUCAGUAAUAAUUUGAUCAUAAGUAUUAUGACUCUACUAUCCAUAUAUAAAAGUGAUAAGUUGAAUAACUUGUAAUACAAUAAGAAUCUAUGAAUGUGUGUGGUAUAUAGUGUACUGCAAGUUCAUACAACUGGUGUAUGAUUAAUUUUAUUGUGUAUGUAUCGCUAAAUUCUACUAAUAUUUUUAACUGUAACAGGAUUAUAAUUCUUCAAAUUAUUAAAAUUGUUAAUAAUUUUACUUCUUAGAAGUUGUAAAUGUUCAGUGUUGUGAUUAAGUUAGGUAAUACACUUUAUUAGAAUAUUAGAAAUAGAAAGGUACCUAAUACUGUUUGUAGGUAAUUGAUAAAAUUAGAAAAUAAUAUAGACAAUUAUAUUUGAUACAUUUGUGUAUUCAUUACAAUUUAUUGGACUGUUCUUCUUUAAUAAUGUUCAAUGAUCUGUAAUAUUUUUUUUUCAAUUUCCUGUUAAAAAAUCGUUUUUCUUGUAACAUGACUACUUCCUCUAUAAAAAUAAAACCCUUGCCUGUACACCCAAUACUAACCACCCACCACCAGUGAAAUAAUGUACAUAUUGUUACAAUAUCAUCCAGCAUAAUUGCCUACAUCUUUCUCUUUACAAUGCCAUGUACCUCAAAUUUAUAGUUUAUAGGUCCUAAAUAAAGACAUUUAUUUUAUUCAUAUAAUUUAUAUAGUUUUGAAAUAUUAUGCUCAUCAUUGUUAAUAGUGAUUUCUAAAAAGAAUCUUGUUAUAUUGUAUGUAUUAUUUUAAAAAUGUUUGUAUAUUCUUUUUAAUUUCUAUAUUUAUAAUUUAUAUUAACAUUUGUUUUAUUUUAAAUUUUAGAAUGAAUCAAAUUGCUCAACAGUCUACAAAUGUAGAAGACGAGGAAUAUUCUGUUGAAGAGAUUUUAGACAAGCGGGUAAGAAAUAAUAGAACAGAAUAUUUUUUAAAAUGGAAAGGAUAUACUGAUGAAGAUAACACAUGGGAGCCAGAGGAAAACCUUGAUUGUGAAGAGCUUAUUGAAGAAUUCGAAGAUUUGGUAAGACGCAGGGAAAUGGAAAAAAAAGCUAAACAAAGAAAAGCUAAACAAAAACGUGGACGUGGACGUGGACGUAAAGCUUCAGUUGCUUGUAGACCUGUUAGUUGUAGUUAUACAGCUAGUACCAGCAGUUAUAUACAAAAUGUCAGCAAUUAUACAGCUAAUGUCAGCAGUUAUUCAGCUAGUGUCAACAGUUAUACAGCUAGUGGCCGCAGGUAUACAGCUAGUGGUAGCAGUUAUACAACUACUGGCCAUAGUUAUUCAGCUAGUAGCAGCGGUUAUACGCCAAGUGUCAGCAAUUAUACGCCAAGUGUCAGCAAUUAUACACCAAGUGUCAGCAAUUAUACACCAAGUGUCAGUAAUUAUACAUCUAAUAUCAGUUAUGAACCAACACCAUCAACAUCUUAUGCUAGUACAUCUCGAAUGGAAGACCAGGUAAUGAUGUCUCCUUUAAGUACAGUUAUUAAAGGUGAAAAACUUGAUGAUGAGUACACUGACUACCCUAUUGAUGUAAUACAAGAUGCUACAGUAAAAGAAGAACUUUCAUCUUCUUCCGAUGAAUUAUUUAUUCCCACUCCAAUUAAUGUCAAUGAUCCAUUGUUUGCUAACAGACAAGCAGAAAGAAUUCUUGGUGCUACUGAUGAAUCUGGCGAAUUGUUGUUUUUGGUUAAGUGGUUAGGCAUUAAUGACGCUGACCUUGUUUCUUCUAAAGAUGCAAACAUAAUGUGGCCUCAGCUUGUCAUUGAAUUUUAUGAAAGCAAACUUAAGUGGCCUGGCCGGAACAACCCGUAUGACCUUUAACUAUACUUAUUACAAUUUUGAAUAAGGAUAAGUAUUGUACUAUUUAGCCUUUAAACAAAAUAACUUUUAUAAAUCACCAAGUGAUUAACACAACUAUUUUACAUUAUGAUAAUGUUUAAAUAAAAUAUGAAUAACGAUUCAUCACUAUACUUUAAGAAACAAAAAAAUUAAAAUCCAAGUUAAUUAAAAAUUGUGUUCUAUUUAAAAAAAAUUCACUAUUAAAUAACCUAUGUGCUACUUAUUAAGAUUAGUUUCUUAGUAUACAACUAAUUAUUUUUUAGAUGAUAGGUAUCUGUGUUUAUACCAUAAACAGAUAGCCCAUGGUAUAGGAUUACUUGGCUACCACCCAUAGGAUGCAGCUGUUAUUAAGAGCUAAAGUCAUUUACAAUUUGUAUACCUAUCUAUGGUAAAGACUAGUAUUGUAUGGGUGGUAGUCAAAUUUUAACAUCCCAUUGACUACAGACAGAUAGUCUAUUGUAUAUUUAAUCAAUUUAUAUAUAUAUAAAAGAAAUACAAAACAUAGUGUAAUUUAGUAGAUCAUAUUUAAAUUGUAAUAAAAGUAAAAUUUUAAUCUUAACAAAAUUAUUCUCUACCAUUGUGACUGAUUGUAUCUCACUUCAAAAUGAUCUUACCUCACUUUUUUUGGGGGCAACUGAUCUUGAAUUAUCCUUAAAUAUGAAGGAAUACUGUACUAUGUUAUUUACCAAACUAAAUCUACAGUUAUUCUUUAUUAAUUAUUUAUGGUAAAUUGCAAUUAGUGGAAAAAAAAUAAAGCUGAGUAAUACAAUCAUUAAUUUUUGAUUUUUUUUUUUUAUAUGAACACUUCAAGUUCAAAUUUUAAUGAAAAAGCAAAAUACCAUUCUAUGAGUUCUAUAUUAAAUAAAUAGUAGAGGUAAGCUAACAUUGUAAAAUUUUAUUUAAUCUAUUCUGACCUAGAAUUAAUUUCAUUUAUCAAUAUUUCAUAAUAUGUUGUUUCAUAAACCCUGCAUUAAAUGUUAAGGUAACUUAGCAAGUUUAGGCCAAUCAUAUUUUUCUUAAGUUAUCAUUUGUUAAUGAUGUACUUUUUGCAAGGUUUGGCAAGUGAUUUUUUUCAACUAAAUUAAGUUAAGUUAUAUUUAGAUUUAAAUAAAGUUAAUAAUUAAACCUUGAUUCAAAAUAAUCUAUUGAUUCAACUAAGUUAAAAUUAACUUUUGAAUUCUAGUUUAGUUAAUUUUUACUAAAUUUUACUUAAACUAUUGCCUGUUGGGGAGUUAUAAAAAAGAAAUUAUUUUAUUUUAUUUAGGUAAUUUAUUUUUUUACUAUGUUAUUAUGCCUAUACAUGUAUAGAGCUUUAUGGAACCAAUUAUAUAAUUUAAAUUAAAUUUAAAAAAUUAUAAUAAACUUGUGAAUUGCAUGGUAUAACACUUAUAAUAAAUAGUAGGUAUAAUAUAAUAAUUAAAAAUAAAUAAAAUAAACCUGUGAAUUUUGUGAUUUAAUUCUUAUAAUUAUAAAUAUAUCCUAAUAUUCAAAAUAAUUAAAAAACAAAAUAAAAUAUUACACUUAAAUCUUAGUAUUUUAUCUAUAUAACUAUAUAUAACUGGUUAUUAUAAUUAUAGGUGCAAUGCUAAAAAAAAUGAUGUACCUAAUUAUUUUUAAUCAAUUUUAUGUUAGAGUCUUUGAGUUUUAAGCAUUCUCCAGCGACAAAACAUAAAUUCAUAUUUAAUUUUGUAUUAAAAACAUUUAUUUUAAAUUUUAAAAUUUUCAUCUGCUACUGUUUGGCUAAUCAUCAAAUAAUUCACUCCAUUUUUUAUUGUUUUCCACUCACUGAUUUAGUAUACAAGUGCACUAAUCAGUUUAAUCAUUAGUGGCAAUAAGAACCCUUCCAUAUUUUAGCUGUUAUAAUAUAUUAUACCUUACUACUUUAGUUGUAAUCUUAUUUAUAGUUAGAUAUUAUUUUACAUUAUAUUUAUUGAAUAUGUCAUCUUAUUUUUAUCUGUCUAUGUAGAACUAAUCCUGGUUUAUAAUAUUUAUUUAUUCAAACAAUGUUAAACAUUUUAGUUUUACUAUACAAUUUAAGCAUUAAUUUUAUAUUAUAUAUAAUAUGUAGUCUAUUAAUAAUGACUUAGAAUAAUUUAUACAAGUGUAUUGAGUUCAUAAAAAUCUAUGAUUAUAUUUAUAAGUUGAAUUUUUUUUUUAAAU